Molecule: messenger RNA, 30164 nt
Organism: Pelobates cultripes (western spadefoot toad)
Lineage: Eukaryota; Metazoa; Chordata; Amphibia; Anura; Pelobatidae
Source: the annotation of a GenBank genome assembly
AUGAAUCCAAGUCGUUUGAGUGAGGAUGAGCUGAAACAGACAAUGGAAGCAAAACAGAGCACUCUCAAUAUCCUAAAUGAUGCUCUGAAGAAAAAGGACCAUCUGUUGGUGGAGAAACCAGAAGACUUCACUGGCCAUUCCUCAGACGAGUCCAUUCCAUUAAUUAGUCCAAGUCUGGUACAAGAUCUCAUUAGUGAACUCCAGAAAGUGACCUUCAUGAAAAGCAGUGAUAAUGUUCCUAAAGAUUGGGUCGCUUACGUUCAUUACCCAUCCAAUGAAAGAGUAAUUUAUCUCUGCCCACCUUUUUGGAAUAGAAGUGCAUUUCUGGGAAGUGAUUCAUGUCCAACAACUAUUAUCCAUGAAGUCGCCCACUUCCUGGGGUACGCGCACACUGUUGAGGAGACCAUGGAAAACGUAAAGAAAAAUCAUUUAAACCAACAAAAAAUAUUGCCUCUUACAAAUAACAGCAUGGAGUCAGCGUUUGCCCGCUAUAUGAAUCACAAGGGAACUUACACGAUUGGUUCCUACAGCUGCUGCGGUGAGAGAUCCAGAGACUCCGUGUGCGAUAACUCUGAGAUGAGCUUUUAUCUAAGGUAAAAGGGAAAUGGGUUGUUUUUCCGAUGUAUAGUACUGAUUUAUAGAUAAUAGCUACUAGAUGCUAUAAUAGUUAUUAUGGACAUUAUUAUGAAUCACCUGUUAAUCUAGAGAGAAAUCUGACAUUUUAGAGAUAAGAAGAGAUGUCUUUCCUUUUUGACGUAAAGUCGCAAAUAGAUUGUUUACUAUUUUUGAAUAAUAAACGGUAAGAAAUUUGCAAAAAUUUUUUUUUUUUUACAAAAGCAUUAAGAUUAUGAUUAUUGAAGGACUUUUUCAUCUCUACCCAAAAUACUUUGUUUUAUUUAACCUGCAAAUACAAAUAAAAGUGAAAUAUUUGUACAGAUAUUAGUGGUCCCAAUCUUGUAAGCAGAUUGGUUCAAAAACACCAUAAAAAAACAAAAAACUUCUGGAACAAGGGAAUCAACCAAUUCCAGCUGUAAAUGUAUUAAAGGGACACUGUAGGCAUUGUAACGGCUUCAUUUCAUUGAAGUGGUUAUAGUGUCUGAAGUUCAGUAGUGCCAUCCUUCCAUUUAGUGUUAAGCUAUUUUUAAUAUUUUAAUUCUAAAUGAGGGUCCACAGCAGCCCACCCCCCUCUGUGCUGUUUGGGGUAAUGAAGUAGCAUUAACGUGAGCAGCAGUGGGUGGUCUGAUUGGCUGAGUGUCAGCCGACUGUAUUCAGCCUAUCACAGCGCCCAUUGCUGGUAUGAAUUGGUAUGACUAGGAGGAAGUGUCUAGUGGUGGCCGGCCUGUGAGGAGCCAGGGACCCUCAUUCAGUGUUAAACUACUUGAAAAUAAUUGAACCCUGAAUGGGGUAACACAGUAAAUGGUGCUGAAUUUCUAAUCUCACGUAAUUACAGUAUGCCAGGAUAAAACCAGUAGCAUACUUUUUAUUUUAUUUCAACAGGAACUUGAAAUCGUCCUUCAAACCAUUGAAUCGAAGAAAACAUCGUUCGGCAAUGCUUACAACAUUCAGGAAGUGAAAAUAGAAUGGCUGAUACAGACUGUUAAGAAAACUGUCUACAAUGAAGCAUUAAUUUACAAUCCAACGCGAAUUCGACUUUAAUGAAACAUUCCUCACAGCACAAUGCAGGGGUGGGGUGUUUAUUCAUAAUCUCCUUUAAGGACCACUAGAGUCACCGAGACUACUUUAUCUCAAUGACUGAGCAUCGGCGCUGGACAAAGAUGAGUACAACCUUUUUUCUCUUUUUUUAUUUUACAGGUGAAAAGGUUGGGGAAGUACGAGGACACAAUAGCAUUAGGCAUACGUGUUUGUAUUAUUUGUGGUCCUUUAAUCAAUAUAUUGCACCGCUAUAACCGUGAUUUCAGAAUGCCUCCAUACUGGGAUCCUUUCGGUCUUUCAAGUGCUGCAAAUUGUUUCAGCAUUCUAAUUUUUAAUUUUUUUGUAUAUUUUUUGAAAAUACAGGAUCAAUUCUGACAAAGAUUUAUUUUUCUACUGUAAUUCACUAUUUACUAAAUAAAUCCUUUAAUUAGCUUAUGACACUGUUUGAUUUUUUAUAGCGUUUGUUCUGUUCUCUGAAUACUCUCCAUCUCCUGUUCCCCAAUUAAGUCUUAAUGAAUUCUCUUAUUCGGUCUCUGUGUUACUAUCUGUCACUUACAUGUUACCCUCUCUUUAAAAUUUGGCUUUUCGUAUACUGAAGAGUUUUUUCCCCACAUUAAUUCAUGAUUAAGACACUCCUUUUCUUGAAAACACUUGAGAAUGAAAGUGAAAGUAUGGUUUUAGACUGGAAUUCACUGGAUUGAUAGAUCAGUCUGUAUAUAAUAAGUAUUUUGGGACUAUCCCAUGACACAUGCACCCAUUAUAUAGAAUGACGUCCUACAGACGACACAGACAAUACCCUGGAUCUCCAGUAAUAGUCUCUUACAAUGGCCACAGCACUUUUCUUUAAACAUAAAAGAAAAAAUGUAUCUCCUUUGAGUGAGGGUGAGCAGAUACUAGCAGAGGAAGCAAAACAGAGAACCCUGAAUAUCCUGACUGAUACUCUGAAGAAAAGGGAUCGUCUGUUGGUGGAGAAUCCAGAAGACUUCACUGGCCAUUCCUCGGAUAAGUCCAUUCCAUUAAUUAGUCCAAGCCUGGUGCAAGAUCUCAUUAGUGAACUCCAGAAAGUGACCUUCGUGAGAGGCUAUCGUGAUGUACGUGAAAACUGGAUCACUUAUGUUUAUCCAAGAUCAGAUGAAAGAAUCAUUUUUCUCUGCCCACCUUUUUGGUUUAGAAGUAAAUUUCUAGGUACUGAAUCUCGGCCAGCUGCGAUAAUCCAUGAAGUCUCCCACUUCCUGGGGUACGAACACACCAUUACUGAGACCAUGGAAAACAGAGCGGAAAAACAUUUUAAUCAACGAAAACUACUGCCCCUCACAAAUUACUGUAUCGAGUCAGCGUUUGCCCGCUAUAUGAAUCAUAAAGGGAUUUAUACAAAGGGUUUCUACAGCUGCUGCGGUGAGAGAUCCAGAGACUCCGUGUGCGAUAACUCUGAGAUGAGCGUUUAUUUAAGGUAAUUAAAGGAAAAUGUGAAAUUGUGUUCAGUGUUUUAUUGAGCUGGAUAGUGCAUUGUUACUGUAAAUAGUUAAAGAAUGUUUUUAUAAUGUAAUGGGUUCUUUUUUUUUUAAUGAAUGUGGCAUAAUUACAAAAGGUAAUUUUAUAUAUAUUUAUAUUUUGUUAGUCUUUUUUUCUUUUUCUUCAAUCCACAUAAAAUACAGACAAAACACAAGAAAUUGGUCAGAGACAAAAACCAAAACCGCUGUGUUAUGCCAAGAGCAUCAAAGGCUAGAGUGGUUUAAUUAAGAGUUUUGUGUUUAAAUACAUAAAAAUGAAAAAUAAAAUAUAUGUAGUUGUAAUAAAGUUUAACUGAGCCUGUCACCCCUAAAAGAAAAGGAAAAAGCUGCACAUGGGGAGGAAAAAGUUAUGUGCUAUGUGCCUUGUGCCUUGUACCAAGAUAUGGAUGUUGUACAGUGUACACACCCAAUAAGCACAACAAGAGGCUAUCGUCCACUUUGCUAGGUCAAGGUGUGAGAUUUAGGUAUAGCAUAAAUGGGUGGGGGGUGGGAAGGAGAUUAUAUGGAACUACACCCCCAAUGCCCCCAGGAGGUAAUGGAAUGGAACGUGUCCGUAGGUAAAUUCAUCGUCAUGCAUUUUUCUAGUGGAACUAAAACAUAAACGACAAGAUAUACAAAUUAUAAACUAAACAAUAUAAUAACUGGUUUAGGUGUAGGUUAGCAGUUCAAGUUAUAGCUGUGGAUGCAGAGUUUCCCCUUUGGGUCCCAAGUAGUUGACUGUGGUGAGUGCACCGGACGUUGCAGCUCCUCAGUGGCGGUAGACCGCACAAGUUUCUGGAAAGUGUAGCCUACUUCUGAGGCCUAAUUGACCUUCAAAGUUCCUUUUUCAUGGGGUAUCAGGAGGCAGCUCGGGGUGCCCCACUUGUAGUAGAUGGGAUUAAAUGGGAAGAGCCCAACAAGUCACAGGACAGAUCCAAAUUCCAGGAGUAGAGUCAAGUACCCGUCCAUCUUUAAACUUUGAUAUCAUAUCAAUCACCAGUGGUGCUUACUCUAAUGCAAACUAAUGCUAGCUGCCCUAACUGACCAUGGUGAGUUCGGAGCUGAUUUGUGACUUGUGGGAUUUGCUUUAUAAAAUACUAUGCUCCUAUAAUUAACAGGAGUGACAUAAUGUGCAUUUACUGAAACCUGAAUCACACCUCAAAACGUAAUCAAGUCUACCCUUAAUCUAGCUGAUACAUGUAUGGGCACUCCAGAUGUUGUGGACUACAACUCCCAUAAUACUCUUACACCCAUAGAUUAUAUUCUUCUCCAGUGGAGCUGUGGAGACCCAGAGCCAGGGUGACAGGGCUCUGGUACAUAUGAGCUGGACCUCCAGAUGUUCACUAAUUUUAUCACAUUAAAGUACUAUUAUGGAUUAUUAUAUAUCUGUAUUAUCAUUAUUAGAUUUGUAUUUAUGAAGAAUUAUUGGUCUAAGUAUUUAAGUUAAUGCUAAGUCUGCCACUGUUAAUUCUGGUAUUUAUUAUGAUAUUAUGUGUCACUUUGGUGUGCUGCUGGUACUCUACACUUGCACAUAUUAUUGAUAUUGAUUUGCAGUGGCACUGUUCACUAUUGACAUUAUAGUGUAUAGAAACACGGAUUGUUAAACAGAUUGAGUGGCACUGUUCACUAUUGACAUUAUUUAUAGUGUAUAGAAACACGGAUUGUUAAUAUUCAGAUUGAGUGGCACUGUUCACUAUAGAAAUCAUUUGGAAUGUAUAUAGACACACGCACAGAUUGGUUUUAUUGAUCUGAGUGCUUUUCCACUUUUUUGGAUUACAUUUGAGAAUUAAACAAUGCUACAUUUUUUUUAUUUUUAUCUGCAAUGUUUGAACUGAAUUAGUAUAUCAUUUGCCAAAUCUUUAAAUUAAAUUAAUCUUAUUUUGUGUUAGACUCUCGGGAUGUAUUUAAUGGACAGUGUGAUGGAGCUCCAGUACUCUGACAGAGUACGUCCGCCUAGUCUGCUUCCUCUGAGCCAUCAAGGAUCCUGGAGCACUUCAGACCCAGUCGCCGAGGCUUGACUGGGAUCACUGAUGGCCUUUUCCAUGCUGGACCAGACACCAGACGACACUUGGUGAAGGUUAAAAUAGCAACUAACUUUAAUAUACAUAGCACACAUAUUUAAGCCCCCAAUAGCCUCAUUUACAUACAAUAUGGUACAUAGAGCACUAUAGUUUAAGGAAGGGUGCGGUCAGACAAUAGCAAGGGCUGGUGGGAGAUUGAGGAGGCAUAGGGCAGAUAGGGGGAGGGGGAUAGGCACAGACAAGCAAUACAUUCAACAUACCCUGCACCAAUAAUUGGCAAAGGGUGACCAAAACACAAAAGGAAUCUGGGGACCCACACAUAGUUGAUUUGGUAAACUAAUGGGGGGGGGGAGUAUGGACAGCCGAACAAAAGGGAAUAAAAGUGUAGUUAGGGCAUUCAUUUUGCUACAAACCGUAAGAUCAGUAUUAAACUUUCUUUUCUUAAUAGAAAGAAACCAUCUCCUUUGAGUGAGGAUGAGCAGAAGGUGGCAGAGGAAGCAAAACAGAGAACUCUGAAUAUCCUGACUGAUACUCUGAAGAAAAAGGACCUUCUGUUGGUGUCGAAUCCAGAAGACUUCACUGGCCAUUCCUCGGAUAAGUACAUUCCAUUAAUUAGCCCAAGUCUAGUAGAAGAUCUCAUUAGUGAACUCCAGAAAGUGACCUUCAUGAGAGGCAGGGAUCAUAAAGGUACAAUCGCUUAUGUUCAUCCAAGAUUAGGUGAUAGAACCAUUUAUCUGUGCCCGCCUUUUUGGGAGAGAAGUGAAUCUCUGAAAACUGACUCUUGUCCAGUAACAAUAAUUCAUGAAGUCUCCCACUUCCUCGGAUACAUGCACACAGUUACAGAGACCAUGGGAAGCAGAAUGGAAAAACAGUUUAAUCAUCGAAAACUACUGCCCCGUACAAAUUAUUGUAUCGAGUCAGCGUUUGCAGAGUACAUGAAUCAUGAUUGUACUUAUCUGAAUGGAUCCUACAGCUGCUGUGGUGAAAAGUCUAGAGACUCUGUGUGCGAAAAUUCUAAGAUGAGCCAUUAUCUAAGGUAAUUCAUAUGAACUUGGUUGUAAUGUUCAUCUGUUGAGUGUUGUUGGAUCUGUUACUAUUCCAUUUCUUCAUAUUUAGUUAUUAUUUGUUAUCCAGAGCAUGUUACAUAGUCUACCAGCUAUACAAGUGAGACAUCAUUUGACAUGCUGGUAAGGACAUAAGGAAUCCUGUAGCACUAUUACACAAAAUGAGCUUGCAAUCUAAAGGACAUAAUCUGGGUUGGGACAGGAGAAUAUGAUAAACUAAUAAUAUGAGGGGCAUAAUGGGAUAUAACAAAAAAAACAGAAUUAAGGAAGAGUUGAAAGAUCAGGUUCAGAUAAAAUGCUUAUUUUAUUAAUUUCAUUAGAAAAACACACUUUAUUAUGAAAUCGUGAAGCCCAAUGUAUGAAAAUCGCCACAAAAUAAACAAUUGUUUCUCUUCGUACUGGGCAUUCCACACUAGAGUCUCUUACUUGACUCACUCAUAUCAUAUUUUCCUGGAUAGCCGGCCAACGUCUCAGGCUUUCAAGAGGAGCAACCUGUUAUUCUAUAAAUUUAUUAGGGAACCCGUUCAAGGCCUCAUUAGAUACGAGUUUACUCAAUGUUACGUUAACCCAAGUUUUAUUUCCAUAUCAAAAUAAGAUAAACCUGUAACCAAUGAACAAUAACCAAAAAGCCUUCGGAAGAAAAAACUUGCAUCGCUUUAUGCAUCGCCCCAAGCCUAGCCAGAUUCUUGGGUUGAAUGGUCAUAUUCAGAUGGUAAAUGGGCAGAAACUCAAUAUAUAUUAUAUAUAUAUAUAUAUGAAUCUAGACACUAGGUCGUUAAGAUCAUUUUUGGCCAUAUGUUUUAUAAUAUUCUCCGAGAUGAACGAAAAAGGGAAUAUAACGUGCUCUAGGCAGCUGACAUUUUACACUGCAUAGAAUGCUAUUUCAAAGUGUAUAUAUAUAUAGUCAAUACAAAGAAUUCUCUGCUGACCUCUUCUGUAACAGGACUGUUCAAAGAAUGGCAAUAACAAAUGAAAUAAUAUAAAUAUCAGAACAGUCCCAAUCAUCAGUGCAAUGCAAAUCUAAACGUUGGGCAAAAUCAGCACUCACAAUAGCAGAAGUAAUUUUCAGUGAUAAAGGCUAUGUUGGAGCCAAAAUGUUGAAUGGUUAUUUAUGGUGGCUUCAAUAAAGACAGGUUAAAAUAAUAAUUCAUUGCAUUUCAUUCAUUGCUCUUUAAUGAAAUGUGGAUAAAUCUAUUCUAAAUAUUUUAUUAGUAAAGGAUCGACAUACUUUGCAGUUUGAUACAUUCUAAGACUAAUCAAUGGUUGUGUAGGACUUUUUAUCAAUCCAACCCGAGGGAAUCAUUAACCUAUAAGUUUAAUAGACACUAAAAGUUAUUGAAUUGAUAUAUUAAUGUCAUUGUUUGUACAGUUUAAAACCAUGAAAAUCUUUUUUUUCCUCUAUUCCCAGGGUCUUAAAAUCAGAGGAAAUGAAGAAAGUCAUAUUACCAAAUAUAGAAGGAAAUUAAUCUGAAUAUGCCAAUUACCUAUACCGAAUGUUCGAGAAACUUUCCAGAAUAAAUAAUUAAUUCUAAUCCAAGUCUAAUUCUAAAAAUAAUACUAUUGAUCGUAAAAUAUUGGUUCUUAUUUCUCCACUUCACAAGGGCAUAUAACAAUAUGACAUUAUUAUAAUUUAUUACUAUUAUUGUGAUUAUUGAUAUAGAACUAACAUAUUCAACAAACAAUAAAUAAAAGACAAAAGUGCUGAAACGACUCUCUAAACUGGAAGCAGUCACUAUUUAUUUAGUGCACUAUGUAAUUUAAAUAUAUAUAAAAAAAAAAAAUAAGAUAUGUAAUCAUGUGUAAAGUUCCAAUGGCAGAUUCUACAUUUGCAUAACUCUUAUUCAGGUUUAUAGGGGUUAUAAUAAUCCAUAAACCCAUAAACUAAUGUUCGUCAGAGGUGGGUGAGAUAUAAAAUUCAGACACGGCUGAAGGGGGCAUGGAUGGCACAACCCAGGCAGGGGCUUUCCCCUGAUAAUCCAUGCUAUCUAGUAACCUGGUAGGUUCCUCCAGUACACCAGUCCGAACAUCAACCUACUAUGGCUGUCACUUCCUGUGUUAGGUCCACCAUAAUGGCAAAGCCUCCCCACUUUUCAUCCCGGCUACAAUGUGGGUUCACAGAAGUUCCUAGCCCCUAUGGCCAACGAAAAAUCAGUGUCUCGAACAUGAGGAAACCUUGUAACAAAACACCACCUUCCAGAUAUUGCUACUACUCGAUUUAUACACAAAGACUGAAUUGCUUUGACUGCAGUGUUUUAAAAGACGCAUAUGGUAACACCAAUGGGGCAGGUUUCUUAAAUGUUUGAACUUAUCACUGGAGUUUUGAAAAAAAAAUUUCUGCAUAUUUUGUUUAUUGUUGUGGCCAAUGAACCCUCUGACGAAAGCCUGGUAGAUUCGAAGAGAGAUCUCGUUCUAGUUAUUACAGACACGCGGUCUUAUUUUGGGUCUGACCGGGUAAUCAUCCCUGCCUGCCCCCCCUGUGUGUUAACAACUGCCGGAUUAUCAUUUACAUCAAGCAUGCCAAACUCAAAGUGUGGCAUGGGCCACAUAAACAAGGUUUAAGUUUAUGUGGGCAGCACAUACACACACAUACUCACUGACAGACACACACACACACAUACUCACUGACACACACACUGACUGACAGACGCCCACACUGACAGACAGACGCACACUCACUGACAGAGACACACACACACUCACUGACAGACACACACACACUCACUCACUGACAGACACACUCACAGACACACACAGACAGACACACGCUCACUGACAGACAGACACACAUACAGACACACUGACACACACUGACACACACUGAUACACACACACAUACUCACAGACAGACACACACACUGACAGACACACUUGCUGACAGACACACACACACUGACACAGACACACACACUGACACAGACACACACAUACUCACUGACAGACACACACACAUACUGACAGACACACACACAUACUGACAGACACACACAUACUUGGUGAUAGACACACACACACACACACUGACAGACACACAUACUUGCUGACAGACACACACACACUUACACAGACACACACUGACACAGACACACACAUACUGACAGACACACACACAUACUGACAGACACACACAUACUUGGUGAUAGACACACACACACACACACUGACAGACACACACACACUGACAGACACACACACACACACUGACAGACACACACACACACAUACUUGCUGACAGACACACAUACACACACUGACACAGACAGGCACACUCACACACUUACACACACAUACUUUUCAUUAUUGCUCCUUACCUUAUGGAGCCGAUGGGGGGGCAUCUCCCUGGGGUACUUCCUGCUCCUCCCUGCUCCCGCGAGCGGUUUAGUGAUGCCGGAAUAUGACGUCAUAUUCUGGCGCCCGGCUUCACUACAGACGGCUUGUGAGGAGCAGGAACACUGAGCUCCCUCGCUGGCCCUCCUUCCUGGCCGGGUAAAUAUAAGCAGAAAUGUGGGGAAAGCAGGUGCCUACUCUGCUAUAACACUGAGCAUGCACUCGCGGCUCAUCGGGCAAAUACGGUCCUUGUGGGAUGCAUGCGGCCCACGGUCUGCGGCCCGCGAGUUUGACAUGCUUGGUUUACAUCAAUCCAAGGCCAAUAUAGAACGUAUCAAACUGUUGGUUGGAAAUACACAUAAAAGGAUAAUAAUGGCAAUGUAAACAAUGCUUAUUCUCAAAUAACUUUAACCUCUUGGUUUCCAUGAGUUUAUAAUAUUCUACUCCUUUAGAAUGUCACGCUACAUUUUGGACCUUUAACUUUAAUCACCUUGGUUUCUCCAAAGUUGGAGAACAGAUCAAAACACUGGUUCAUGCAUGGUACAAACUAGGAAUAAAAAUUAUAUAAAAAACAAUAUGAAAUUAAAAUGAUCUUUUAUUAGAAAUACAAGGGAAAAAUAAUAUUAAUGCUUCCCACAAGGGGGAGCAGUAGUUUUAAAAUCUCACCAAUGAAAACAUAAAUCAAACUUUUCUGAAUUAGAAACCCAUGAUAAUCAAACUAAUGUGGUCAAUCAAACAUUUAUACAAUUCAAGGGAUAUACAAGUCUCCCAGAUGGUCAAAGGGACACUAUAGUCACCCAAUGCAGUGAGAGACCUGGCAGCAUUAUACCAGCUCUCACUGCCAGGUCUCCUCUCUCUCUCUCCCUGCUCUGUGCUCAGUGCUCAGUGUGAGGAUGGGAGAUGGGGCAGGUAGUGACAUCACCCCCGCUUCCCUCUCACACAGAGAACUCAUACAGCGUGUAUGGAGGGUGAGAAGGAGCCUGUCUGCCCCACUGCUGCUGGAGGAAGAAUACCAUCAGAUUGGUAGAGGUAAGCAGGCCCAUACACACUGCAUACACUGCCCACCCAUACAGACACUGCAUACACUGCCCACCCACACACACUACACACACUGUCCACCCAUAUAUACACACUACAUACACUGCCCACCCAUGUAUACACACUGCAUACACUGCCCACCCAUACAGACACUGCCCACCCAUACACACACUGCACACCCAUAUAUACACACUACAUACACUGCCCACCCAUGUAUACACACUGCAUACACUGCCCACCCGUAUACACACACUGCCCACCCAUAUACACACACUGGAUACAAUGCCCACCCAUAUAUACCCACACACUGCAUACACUGCCCACCCAUACACACACCGCAUACACUGCCCACCCAUACACACACUGCAUACACUGCCCACCCAUAUAUACACACACACUGCAUACACUGCCCCCCAUAUAUACACACACAUACUCCCCCCCCAUACACACACUGCAUACACUGCCCACCCAUACACACCCUGAAUACACUGCCCACCAUGUGAGUUGGAUAUGUACUCCCCCCUACAUUUUAUCCAUAGUGCAUUGGCAUACUGCACCAUUAUAUGUCUCACUUUUCCAUUCUAGACCUAUUGUCAUACAUACAAGCGAUAUUUGAUUUCCCCAAUUGUCAUUAGGUGUAAGAUAUUGAAUCUAGCGCUCCAGUGAGUGACCUUUUUGUGGCGGUACUAUCCACCAAGUUCACCCUUUUUUGCAUAUAUACACACAGACUGCACACACUGCCCACCCAUAUACACACACACACACUACCCACCCAUAUGUACACACAUACUGCUCCCCCCACACACACUGCAUACACUGCCCACCCAUAUAUACAAACACACACACUGCCCACCCAAAUAUACACACACACUGCCCACCCAUAUAUACACACUGCAUACACUGCCCACCCAUAUACAUGCACACACUGCAUCCCCACAAACAUACACUGGUCACCCAUAUAUACACUGCCCACCCCACACACACAUACAGUCCCCCAUACACACAUUGCCCCACACACACAUACACUGCCCCCCCCCACACUCAUACACUGCCCCCCACACUCCAUACACAUACACACAUUGCCCCAUACAGACUUACACACUGCCCUCCCCAUACACACAUUGCCCCACACACACAUACCCUGCCCCCACACACACCAUACUCACACACUGCCCCCCCAUACACACAUUGCCACACACACACACACAGCCCCCCAUACAAACAUACACUGCUCCCCAUACACACAUUGCCCCACACACCCUACACAUUCACUCACUACACCCCCGCGCCACACACACACUGAACCUUUCACACACACACCACUGCUCCUAUGCCCUACUACAGCCUCAUACCCCAGCAAGUUGUCAAACUCAGAUCCCAGGUAAGUUGUCAAACUGUUCUUAAAUGGUUUGACUACUUAUUUUAAAAUUAUUUUUAACAUUCACUUAGUCCUCAAAGGACCACUAUAGGCACCCAGACCACUUUAGCUCAAUGAAGUGGUCUGGGUGCCAGGUCCCUCUAGUUUUAACCCUGCAGCUGAAAACAUAGCAGUUUCAUAGAAACUGCUAUGUUUUACUGAGGGUUAAUCCAGCCUCUAGUGGCUGUGUCACUGACAGCCGUUAGAGGCGCUUCCGCGAUUCUCACUGUGAAAAUCACAGUGAGAAGACGCUGGCAUUAAGUAAUGCUUUCCUAUGGGUGGCUUGAAUGAGCGCGGCUCUUGCCGCGCAUGCGCAUUCAAAUCUGACGUCGGCAAAAGGAGGAGAGUUCCCCAGCGCCGAGGGAGCCCGGCGCAGGAGAAAGGUAAGUGGUUGAAGGAGUUUUAACCCCUUGAGCCCAGUGGGAGGGGGCCCUGAGGGUGGUGGUGGGGGGGGGACCUAAUGACCCUAUAGUGCCAGGAAAACGAGUUUGUUUUCCUGGCACUAUAGUGCUCCUUUAAUAUUUUGUCUUCGAAGGGCCCUGGAUCUACUUUUGUCCGGGGGCCCAGAAGGCUGUCAGUCCAUCCCUGAGCCUAAACAUCAAUUCCUGCAUCAUAGUGAUUAAAUGUGGAGGAAUAAGAAGGGCUGGAAUUGAAUGUAUCAUCACGGUAGCAGCGGGGGGAUCCUAGAGAUGCAACUGGGUGGAAGUAGUGAGAAGUCCUGGGCAGAACAAACAGGACAGGCUGGAGAGUAUUUGGAGAGAAUCUGAGAUAGAGAUUCAGAGAUACUGGGACCAAGGUUAGUUAGAGUGUCAUUACUGACUAUGAGAGGAUGUGAGGCUCAGGGGGUGGAAUUAUUACUGAGCUCAAAGUUUUAGGAAAAUACAGAUUAGGAACAGCGUGCACACACACAAAACAAAUACAGUUUUAAGUUUUGUAAGGCUACUUAAAAUCACCUAUCUUAGAAAACAAAUAUGGGGAUUCAGCUACCCCAUAAUGUCAUAUUGUGUUAAGCCCAGCAUUUUGUCACAGUAUUAUGACCCCAAUAUUGGUGGGUCCAACACUAAUUUUAACAUGAGAGAUUAACAUGCAAACUGCAAUACUUACUGCUUAAACUGCUUCCAACGAAAGCUUUAGGGUGAUAUCAUACUACGUCUCCUCAACGCCAAAACGCAUUACAAAAUUACAUUAUAACCGUCCUGAUAAGUCAUCUAACAGACAGGUUACAGGUAGCAUUCAUUACAAUGAUGCAAAUGAAUAAUAACAUUUGUCUAGUGUCAGUGUGGUUACUCACCAGCCUCCUGCGAGAAAAAAAAAGGGUCAGAUAUAACUUGACGAAAGUAAAACCAAAUGUAAAUGUGAGUCAGAGAAAUGGUAAAAGCCUUUAUGAUAAUGCUGAAGGACAAUAAAACAUAAUAAAUAGAGGUGAUUAUGGGUCUAUCCAAUCCUCUGAGAAUUUCUCACUAAGACUUCAAUAAAAUUUUAAUAAACAUAAGAUAAAUACACGACGCAGUGUGACUGUAGAAAUUCCCCUAAUUAGUGCUCCUUUUGGCAAUAACAGAAGAAACAUUACGUAGCUCGAUCUACAGUUAUUCUCCAAGCAGAUCUCAUAUAUUACAAAGUAUGUAUCAUUACAAAGAGGACCUAUAUCAUUUGUUUAUCAGACUAAGCCUAUCCCCAAGGCUGUACAAACUCCAAAUGCCGAACAGCUUCCCCACGUGAAAUACAAUUAUUAUUAUUAUUAUUAUCGCCACUUAUAUAGCGCCAACAGAUUCCGUAGCGCUUUACAGUAUUAUGAUGGGGGGGAUUUAACUAUAAAUAGGACAAUUACAAGAAAACUUACAGGAACAAUAGGUUGAAGAGGACCCUGCUCAAAUGAGCUUACAGAAAGCCUCUGAACGUGUCUUGUGGUAUCUGACACCAAGACAUCAGAUCCUUUAAGUCCUGCAAGUUGUGAUGUGGGGCCCCCUGGAUCGGAUUUGUUGUUCCAGCGCAUUCCACAGAUGCUCAAUUGGGUUUUGAUUUGAUAUAUUGAUCUUUUUCAUGUAUGAUAUAUUUGUGAUAUUUUAAUAUUUUGAAGAACAUAUUUUUAAUGGAUUAUUGGCUACCAAGUUAUUUCAUACCGCAAGCUUCACGACCACUUAGGUGUCACCUUAAGCCACAAUAUACCAAUAACAGCUGGAGCAUAGCUUGGGGGGCUUAUCUGUCCCAUCACGGAAGACUUGCAGGUGGGUUUGGGGACACAGAAAGCUAGACUGACAUGAAAUCCUCAAUUAAUAUCGUGGAAGGGGAGGAUAAUAGGGGAAGUGGAAUGGGGUGAUGGCAGGUGCGGGGCUUUGGGGUUUUCUCUUCCUCUGCAUUAUUUUUCUUCUUCCCUUUUCUUCCAUGUCAUGGAUCUCUUCUUUUGAUACAUCAAAUAAUACAGUUUUGUAUAGACCAUCAUUUGCAGAAUAUUGCAUAUUCUAUGUUUCUAUUGAUUAUGUAUGGAUGUCUGGAUUGACAUAAGUAAUAGAUGGUACCAAUAAGUCACAAGGCUUUCUUUGUCUAAGAACUCUGGAAUGUGGAAUGUGGGUUCUUGUCCUUAUAUGGCUAGGGUUGUACUCUGACGUCAUUAUGGUCAUAUCAAUAUAGGAUAGUGAACAAAGGGCCACAAGGUUUUGCUGUUGCCGCUUGCUGCACGAGGUCGUACUUGUCCGGCUGUCUAACUAUGUAAACUCAAACUCUCCCUUCAGAAGUCCAGCAAUUACCAUCCGCUGUUGAACAUCCAUUAUCCUGUAACAUUCUUCGUUGUUUUAUUAUGUAUCAGUAACUGUAAGAAUAAACCUGAAGAAGCCAUAAGUCAGAUUGCGUAUUAGUAUUUUUUGUUAAUAUAGACGUAUAUUAACAUGGUGAGCCUUUUACCCAAAAAGAUAAAUAUAUUUAAAAGAAUAUUUCAAUCAACGUGGAAAAAGACACAGACCACUGAUUACAUCAUUGUAAUUGGAUACUGUUUGGUAGUAUUUGAUUAAUUAUCUAGUUUGUCAGAGGAUCAGGUAACUCCUACUGAGAAACGUCACAACUAAUUGCGAUGGUGUUUCUCAAAAAAUGCCAUCAUAAAUAUACACCCAAGAGAUGUCCCAUUGCUAUUAUAUUUACUGUUACACUUCUGAAUUACUAAAAUUGAGAUGGGGGGGAGGGUGGAGGGGAGAGAGUGUGUAUGGGAGGGAUUGUUGGGAUAAUACACAAAUGUGUUGCCAUCAUGACAUAUUUUGGAGUUCUUAGUUCCAUGGAACAAAUAUCUGGAGAACAUUCUCUACUUUCCCACUUAACAUUAUUCAAGUCCUACAAGUUGCAUAGGGUCAUUAAUGCACUUCUGUUUCUAUAUUAGCUUUAUUAUAUAUGUGCCCACGUGGCAAGACUGGAAUAACACUACCUACCCAAGACCUACCCACUUGCUACUCUGAGUAUUCCACAUAUUUGUUUAGCUAAACUGUUCAUUAUUAUUUAUUUAAGAUUUUUGUAUUGUUUAUUAAUCACAACGGGAGUUAUAUAAAUGGUUCCUACAGCUGCAUGGUUCCUACAACUGUAAUGAGGGAACCACAGACUCGCUAUGCAUACAAUGCCCUCGAUUUGCCAUUUCUGGAUAAGCUUCUCAAAUUAUUUAAUAUUUUUGGCUAAACUUUUAAUAUAACUUUUUUGAAAUAGUAAAACAUAUAUAAUAAAAAAAUCAUAUAUAAUUACAUUAUAGCAUAAAUAUCUAAAUAUAUUUUCAGAAUUAAAAAUAACUUUAAAAGUUUAUCUGAAAAUCUUAAAUCAUUUGAAUGAAAACCAACCUUAUCCAAAAUAUUAAAUUUAGUCCAAUAUAAGGUGAGUUCUUAUACAAGGUAAUGCCAUUGAUGAAAUACAUUUAUAGCUACAAUUCAAAGUCAAUUGUUUUUUCUUUUUUGGGGGGGAUAUUUUUACUGCUUAAAAUAGAAAUAUGAUUUCAUGCAUUAGGUAAGGAUUUGAGAACUUUCACAUUUAAAUGAUCUAAUACUCAUCAGGUCUCAAGAUGUGAAACUAGUUAUAUCUGCGUGCAUUGGAAAAGUCCCAAAGAGUUGGAUGACAGGUAUUUUCUUUUGGGAAUUUUAUUUUUUAUACUUUUACACACAAAGGGUUGCAGUAUGACCUCGUUGUAUCUGAAGGCCACGUAUCUACAACAAAGUUGAAAACAUGAUGUGACCACAAAAUGAAACCUGAAGACUUCUCUGAACAACAUUUUGCUCUAAGAAUUCAAAGCUAUAAAAAAAAAUACAAAAUACGUAAAAGUGUACAAACGAAAUAUAAAACUAUAAAAAAAUAUAUCAAAGAUUUAAAUGAUUUUAUACAUAAUGUAAAUUUAAAGGACCACUCUAGGCACCCAGACCACUUCAGCUUAAUGAGGUGGUCUGGAUGCCAGGUCCAGCUAGGGUUAACCCAUUCUUUUAUAAACAUAGCAGUUUCAGAGAAACUGCUAUGUUUGUAAAUGGGUUACUCCUUCCUCCAAUUCCUCUAGUGGCUGUCUCAUUGACAGCCGCUAGAGGCGCUUGCGUGAUUCUCACAGUGAGAGCACGCAAGCGUCUAUAGGAAAGCAUUGUAAAUGCUUUUUUAUGAGACCGGCUGAAUGCGCGCGCAGCUCUUGCCACGCGUGCGCAUUCAGCCGAAUGGGAGGAGAAGAGGAGGAUCAGAGGCAGAGAGCUCCCCGCCCAGCGCUGGAAAAAGGUAAGUUUUAACCCCUUUCCUCUCCCCAGAGCCGGGCGGGAGGGGGACCCUGAGGGUGGGGGCACCCUCAGGGCACUAUAGUGCAAGGAAAACGAGUAUGUUUUCCUGGCACUAUAGUGGUCCUUUAAGGCCAAAAAAAUGCAACUGGAAAAUGUGUCCACUUGUAAACUGAGGACUGAGCUGCAAUGCUCCUUAUAUUAGAAAAUGAAAUAUCUUGCACUUGUAAGAUCGCCACUUGGCGGUACUUUUGUGCAGCUAAAACUUGCAAAUAUCCGGUUAAAAUCUCUCCUGGACUUUCUAAACCUACCUCGCCAACAAAUUGAACUACACACCUCUCUAUGUCCAGCAAAGGACAAUUCCCGUGCAGCUAUAAUGUAAGCACUUUGCAAAUACAGGCUGUCCUCAUUUACCGACCGGGUUCCGUUCUUAUGACCCGGUUGUAAAACAAUUUUGUCAGUAAAUGAGGAUGUGCUAUCGAGCAUGCACAAGGAGGCAGGUCUACAUUCGGGGGAAUUCCCCCGAACAUAGACCAGUAGAUUAGUAAUUUCAGCGAUUUCCUGCUGCUAAUCUCCUGACUAAUCCAUCACAACAAAAGACAAAGGAUCUCGAGAGAUAUCCAUGAUAAUGUCCACAGUACAGGCUGACUGUACAUUAGCAGACUGGCAUUCACUGCAUUUCCUAAUACUGUCACAAUGUAGAAUAAUCAAUUCAUUAUGCUUUAGUUUAUAAUCCACACAAACUUGUUAAAAUAAUGUUGUCAGCUAGACUUUUGCAUUCUGUUUUAAAUGAAUUCCAACUUGCCUGAAUUUUGGCUGAUCUGUGGGUCAUCAGAAUUCCGUAACUCUGACCUUUCAUGAAACAAACAACACGGACAAUGAAUUAACAGUGUAUUCAAACAUUCGGAAUACCCGGAUGUGGCAUAAAAAAAAAAGAGCUGAUUGAUGGUUAAGGGACAGCCAAAAAUGAAAUAAACAAAUCAAAUAAAUAAUAAAUAAACCAAUGAUCAGCCAGACCAGACACUUAAAAUCUGCAACCGAAUACCAAAAACCAACCCACCACUCAAUAUCGGGAUUAUUGACCAAAUCCUCGCUGGAAUUAGCUUAUAGGACCACUAAUACUCGUUUUCCUGGCACUAUAGUGCCCUGUGGAGAUUCUUGGCGGCCCACCUACCCCCGAAACAAGCUAAAAGCCUGAAACUGGACGGUAUGUUCCGCUUCCCCAAGCCAGACAGAGCACCGGCAGCCACGGCUCCGGACCUCAUCCUCCGCUUCAGUUCCCUACAGGAUAGGACCCUAGUGCAAGCUGCGGUGAGGGGGAAGACACCCAUUGCCUUUGAGGUCGCCUCACUUCACCUCAUCCCAGACCUCUCCAGGAACAUACUUCUGUGGCACCAGUCCCUGAAACCACUACUCCAGCAGCUACACGCAAAUGAGAUACCAUACCAAUGGAGCCCCUCCUGCACAGUCCUUAUAGCGGCCCAAGACAACACACUUAGAGCAGAAACCUACCAGGAGCUGGAGGACCACCGGCGGUCACUGGAAAUACCGCUAUGUAACACCUCGGAAGGAGGGAACCUGUCACAGGUGGACUUGGCCUCAAUUAGGGAGCUUAUACCCCGAGCGGAGAGACCCACUACAUCUACUGAAACUGUGACCUGAAUGAGGGGUUAUUAAGCCCCGGCAGAUGCUGAGCCCCUACCCAAGAUCCCCACGGAGCCGGGGACUUGCCCAGUUGUUUUUCCCCACCAAACCCGAUGACAUCAGGACAAUAAGAUGGACUCACACUUAUUAUAAUUGUUUAACCUUUGUUGUUAUGAUUUUAUGGUUACAUUUUUCACCUCUGCCACACUCCCACCCACUCCGUCUUCUGCAGGCGUCUCUGACUAGAAGGGGCACAGAGCGGAGCAAUACCACUACACAGUAGGCCCUACCUCACCACGCGCACUGCAUACCUUCACAUACAAGACCGUCCAGACACCUACGGACAUCACUACUGACAUUCUCUCCCCCCAUCCCUUCCCACAAACGCUCUCUGAGGGAAGGGGCAUAUACCUGGCCACAGGAAUGCCUACCACCCGUACUACUCCUACGACCCACAGCCCAGUGGCCACUCCACUCAUGCGACACCCCGACAGGCUUACACACCAAAACAAAAAAACACCUCAAUUCACAGAAAUACUCACGCGCAACGCAGCUUAGAGCCCUCUUGUGAUGUAUAAUCUAUUCUCUAAAUGAGCUGUUCAAUGUAUGCCUUACGACAAUAUACGCUUUGUGAACAAAUAUUAGAAGCAUAAUGUGGAUUGAGGAAAAAUAAAGAUUUUUUUUUUUUUUUAAAAGAGUGGCAUAGCUUUUAGUUAAAUGGGUCUUUAACCCCUUAACCCCUCAAGGACACAUGACAUGUGUGACAUGUCAUGAUUCCCUUUUAUUCCAGAAGUUUGGUCCUUAAGGGGUUAAGGACACAUGACAUGUGUGACAUGUUAUGAUUCCCUUUUAUUCCAGAAGUUUGGUCCUUAAGGGGUUAAUGGCUAUGCUCUUUGGAAUUAGAAGCUCACCUGAGACAUUACCAAAUACACAAGACGGUCUUUAUUUCUUAGUUAGUUCAUGAGCAAGACGCUCCUAUUCUGAUAUAACAAACAAACUUGAGAAUGAAAGUGAAAGGUGUUUUAUAUACAAAACAAUAAUGUAUUAGACCGAUUGUGCUGAACAAUGUCUUAAGGGAGUUGCUCUUAUUUAUAUGCCCAGUACAUGGUCUGAUUCCUUGCAGAUUUUACCAACAAGGUGCUGGAUCACCAGUAAUGGUGGUCUUUUACAAUGCCCACAGCACUUUCUUUUCAUAAUAAAAUAAAGAAUUCAUCUCCUUUGAGUGAGGAUGAGCAGAUACUGGCAGAGAAAGCAAAGCAGAGAACUCUGAAUAUCCUGAUUGAUACUCUGAAGAAAAAGGACCGUCUGUUGGUGGAGAAUCCAGAAGACUUCACUGGCCAUUCCUCGGAUGAGUCCAUUCCAUUAAUUAGUCCAAGUCUGGUACAAGAUCUCAUUAGUGAACUCCAGAAAGUGACUUUCAUGAGAGGCAAGGAUGAUGUUCAUAAAGAUUUUAUCACUUAUGUUUAUCCACGAUCAGCUGAAGGAAUCAUUUUUCUCUGCCCACCUUUUUGGCAGAGAAGUACAUUUUUAGGUACUGAAUCUCGGCCAGCAGCGAUAAUCCAUGAAGUCUCCCACUUCCUGGGGUACGAACACACCAUUACCGAGACCAUGGAAAACCAAAUGGAAACCCAUUUUAAUCAACGAAAACUACUGCCCCUCACAAAUUACUGUAUUGAGUCAGCGUUUGCCCUCUAUAUGAAUCAUAAAGGGAUUUAUACAAAGGGUUUCUACAGCUGCUGCGGAGAGAGAUCCAGAGACUCCGUGUGCGAUAACUCUGAGAUGAGCAUUUAUCUAAGGUAAUUAAAGGGAUAUGAGGUUUUGUGUUCAGUGUAUGGUAGUGCAGCAUUGUCCAUUGUUACUGUAAAAUGUGAAUAGUUAAAUAACUACAAAAAAAAAAGAUUUGAAUGCUUUCUUAGCAAAGUAUGACAUUAGAGAACUUAUUAUUUAUUUAUAGUGCUGGAGUGUUGUUAAUCUCUUGGGCACUUUUAGCCAGCACUUCCUGUUAAAUAAAGGGUUAAAUUGCUCUAAUCCAGUGAUAAGAGGGUCUCCUCUCUAGAGCUCCUCGCCCAGUCUCCACACUCAUCUGCUGGCCAAUCGAAUGCUUCUCAUAGAGAAGCACUGAGAGUCAUGGCACAUGCGCAGCAUAGGGCGCUUCUUAACACCUUUAGAAAAGUGCAAAUUUCUCUUGAAAUUACCACUUUUAUAUCAUAUGAAGUUUUUUCCUUUUUCAAAUAAAAAUUGGAAAUACAUGUUUUCUACUUACAUAUCAGAUAAUUGCAAAAAACAAAACAACUUGAUGCAUUUGAGUCUGAUUUUAUUAAACUAAAAGUUAGUUAGGGUUCACUGUGUUUGCCUUGAAAAUGUUACUGUUACUGUUUCUGUUGAAAAUGUGUAUUUUAAAGUCUUCCUUAAAGGACAAUAAUUGUCAAUUUUUUUAAAGUUUAUUACAUUUAGUGAAACAAUGUUUUUUUGUUUUGUUUUUUUAAAUGUACCUGGCUCAGUCUAACUUUCCUGCUACUGCUGUUUCACACAGAGCAAUCAUACUAUUGAAUAAAACACUACAAUAUUAAAAAGUACUCUACAUGUGAAAACACAAAAACACAUUGAAUAUUACCGCAAAAAGAAAAAAAACAACACAAUUUGGUGUAUAUAUGAAUGCACUCACAAGAUUGUGUGAUUUUGUAAGAGUGCUAUUCAAUGUUUGUUUUUUGUUUUCACUUGUAGAGUUUUUUUGUCUUAUUGGAUAUUGAAGAAUUGGAGGAAUCUAUUCUUUGCAGUGAUAUAAGUGUAAAGGGGUCUUUGUCCACCCUUUUCUUUUGUAUUCUCACUGUUUUUUUAGGUGCUUUGUUGCAUAUUUUUGUAAAAUCACAUAUUGCCUGUGUAUUUCACAGCAGCAGCCAGCCCUGUCAGUGUGUGUGUCGGCAUACUCUCCAGCCUAAAUUUCCCCCUCAGCAUUCAAAAAUAUUGUCAACAUGAUCAGAUAUACUUAUGUUUGUUUCCACUCUACCUGACUGGGAACAAACUGUGUGUGUAGGCCCUGUGUAAUUGUCUGUCAAAGCAGUCCAGCUAUCGUCUCUCUCUGAAAAUUGAUAAACUUUUAUUUUCUGUUUGAGAGGCUCAGGGUGUCAUUCCCCUCCACCAGCGACUCAAACAGUGGUAAACACUUUUCAGAAAACUUUUUGAGCAAUUUAUUUUCUCAUUGCAGUGUGCGUGCAGGUUGGUUGUUCUUGAUGGGACAUUUAAUCCACAACUUCUGGAAAGGCAAAUGUUUCCUACUUAUAAAAAGAACUGAUCAGUAUUAUUUAUUUUUUCCUAGAACAGAUCAGUGACCAGCUUUAGGGACUGUCAGACAGGGUUGUUUAACAGCUGAGGGGGAUUGUAGCCACCCCUCGUUUGGAGUAAAAUUGUAUUAACACAUUAUGUAUUUAUUGGGAAUGCAGAUACACAAGUCAAACAGAAAUGUUUUUACAAAAGACUACAUAGUUUUAAAGAAAAAUAGAACUAAAUUUUUAACCAUAAUGAAAUAAAAUGUAUGUUGGUAAAGUGUAAAUAUUUGUUGAAUUUUGCCUUAGGUUAGACUCUGGGGAUAUAUUUAUUAAACAAAUAGCUGCGUGCAAGGUCUGGGCCAGACAUACCCAGGUACAUACUAAUGCAGGGCUCGUUUGUCCAUUCUGAUCCCCAUUUAAAUUUCUAUCUGGACUUCUGCGACAGUACGUUUUCACGUUCAUCUGCACAUGAGCAUCUCUACCUAAAUUUCAUAACCAGUGCCUGGUCCUUCCAUACUGAACUAUAUUCAUGCCGGUGUAUAGCACUGUGGAUGUUAAAUUAAUAUGUAUGGUGCCCUCUGACUAUACCAGGACAGUCAGGAAAAAAUAAAAAAAUAAAAACCUAUUCAUAUAUUUUUUGAAAACAAUCCACAGUUAACUUCUACAGAGUUAUUGGCUAGAGCGAGAAUUUUUAGGAAUUAAAAGUGAAUUUCAAACUUUAGACCAAAAUAUCAAAACUGUAAGCACAACUUAGUUGGAUAAUUUUUCCAAUUCACCUAUUAAUUAAGUUGAUAAAAUCUGACAAAAGGAGGAAUUUAUAUAAUGCGAAAGUUUGUCAAUUCCUGCAGAUAUCUUUAGAGAUGGCUGUAGGCAGGGCCGUCUUUAAUGCGGGGCAAACAGGGCAGCUGCCCCGGGCCCUGUCCCUGCUGGCGGGCCCGAGGUAACUGCCCUGUUUGCCCUCUGCCCACAAACUAUGGGGGCCCAUUGGGUGGCCCAUGCACUUAGGGCCAGCCGGUGGGCCUGUGUCAGCAGGGGCCCGGUCGGGCGCUGUGGCGCUUUAACAGCGCAACCGGGCCCUUGCUUUUCGGCAACACUGGGAGGAAGUGACAGCCAUGCGUCACUUCCUCCCACAGAAACAGGAGCCGCAUGGGAUGAAGGAGGACCAGCUGUUCCGGAGGGGGCCAGCCCGGGAGAGCUUAACUCCCAGUCACCCCAGCCAGCCCACUGAACCACAGGGAAGCCACCCUCCAGGAAAAGGUAAGAAACUUGAGGGUGGUUAUCAAAUUUUGCAUGAGUGUGUCAGUACGUGUGUAUGUCUGUUAGUGUGCCAGUAUGUCUGUGUGCCAGUAUGUCUGUGUCUGUGUGUAUGUCUGUGUGUGUGUAUGUCUGUCAGUGUGUCAGUAUGUCUGUCAGUGUGUCAGUAUGCCUGUGUGUGUGUAUGUCUGUCAGUGUAUGUGUAUAUGUCUGUCAGUGUGUCAGUAUGUCUGUGUGUGUGUGUCUGUCAAUGUCUGUGUGGUUCAGUAUGUAUGUAUGUAUGUGUGUUUCAGUAUGGCUCUCUGUGUGUGUCAAAAUGUCUGUAUGUGUGUUUGUCUGUCAGUGUAUGUGUGUUUCAGUAUGUCUGUCUGUGUGUAUGUGUGCCAGUAUGUCUGUCAGUGUGCCAGAAAAUCUGUGUGUGUGUCUGUCAGUGUCUGUGUGGUUCAGUAUGUAUUUGUGUAUGUGUGUUUCAGUAUGGCUGUCUGUGCGUGUCAAAAUGUCUGUACGUGUGUAUGUCUGUCAGUGUCUGUGUGUUUGUGUGUUUCAGUAUGUCUGUCUGUGUGUAUGUGUGCCAGAAUGUCUGUAUGUCUGUCAGUAUGUCUGUGUGAGUCUGUCAGUGUCCAUGUGGUUCUGUAUGUCUGUGUUUGUCAAUAUGUCUGUCAAUGUCUGUGUGUAUGUGUGUUUCAGUAUGUCCGUCUGUCUGUGUGUAUAUGUGCCAGUAUGUCUGUCAGUGUAUCUGUAUGUCAGUGUCUGUGUGGUUCAGUAUGUCUUUGUGUAUGUGUGUUUCAGUAUGGCUGUCUGUGUCAGUACGUCUGUCAGAAUGUGUCUCUGUAUCUGCAUGUUUUCCGUUUGUGUGUCUGGAUGUGUGUGUCAGUGUGUGUGUGUAUCUAUAUGUAGUCAAUGGGUGUACCUUUUGUAUCUGCAUGUAUGUCAGUGUUUAUAUCUGUGUGUAUGUCUAUGUGUGUGUCAGUGUAUCUAUAUGUAGUCUGUGUGUAUCUGUAUGUUCUUGUGUGUAUCUACAUGCGGUCAGUGUGUAUCUGCAUGUUUGUCAGGUAGUGUAUUUGUGUGUAUCUAUAUAUAGUCAGGGGGCCCAAGUAAAUGCUUGCCCAGGGUCCAAUCAAAAUUAAAGACGGCCCUGGCUGUAGGAAUAAGAUUUCUUCUUGUGGAUCAAGAAACUUGGUAAAUGAAGGCUCUCAUGGCUCACAUUAUCUUCCAUAGCUUUUGUGUUGUACUUAUGCGCAUGCACAAAAGUACAGUGCUGACGCAGCUCCUGGAAGAUCAAGUGCCAGGAUCUGAAGAAAGAAGACUGCAUUGACAAUGAGAGAUAGGUAAGUACAGAGCACCACACCCCAAGUGAAAAUGUCACCAUCUGAAAACUUUGCAAAAUAUACAAAGACCCCAAAGAUGACAGAGCCAUUUUGAUUGUAAAAGUAUUGAAUAUUUUUAGGAACUUUCUUUUAAUUUAAAUGUGUAUAAUGUCUGCAUUCCUAGUUACGUUAUAAUUUAUAAAAACUUUAUUUUCUCAAUAACAGAAAGAAACCAACUGCUUUGACUGAAGAUGAGCAGAAAGUGGCAGAGGAGGUAAAACAGAGAACCCUGAACAUCUUGAAGGACACUCUAAAGAAAAAGGACCGUCUUCUGGUGGAAGAGACAGAAAACCUAAAUUACCGCUCUCCUGAUGGGCUCAUUCCAUUGAUUACACAGAGUCUGGUAGAAGAUCUUAUUAGGGAACUACAGAAUGUGACUUUUGUGAGAAGCUAUGGCAAUGUUCAUGAAGAUUUGAUUUCUUGCAAUUAUUCACCAUCAGAUGAAAGAAUAAUUUAUCUCUCUCACCAAUUUUGCAAAAAAGGUGCUUAUCUGGGAAUUGACUCUCGCCCAGCACAAAUAAUUCAUGAGGUUUCCCAUUUCCUGGGAUUUGAACACAGCAUUGAGGAGACCAUGGCUAGUGGAAAGGAAAGUCAUUUUUGCCAACGAAAAUCACUUCCCCUUACAAUCUUCAAUAUCGAUUCAGUGUUUGCACUCUUCAUGAAUCAUGAGGGAACGUAUAAAAAUGGUUUCUACAGCUGCUGUGGUGAGAAAUCCAGAGACUCCGUUUGCGAUAACUCUGUGAUGGGCAUUUAUCUAAGGUAAUUAGAUGGAAAUAGCUUGUCAGUUGGAUAUGGUCGUAUGUUAGUGCUAUGUAACACAUUGUUACAGUAAAUGCUUAAAGGAACACUCCCACCCCCAUAACAGACCUGUGUAAUGAGGUUCUCCUCUUUUUUAUUUUACAAACAGUGAAGAUUGUGAAGAAAUUAACCUUGCUACGCCCACCUAGCAGUCAAUCAGACAACCUAUCUUGUUACUUCCUGGUUGCUUAGCUUAAUGGAACAAAACUUAAGUGGCAGCAGUUGCCCAAUGCACCCGCCUUGCAAAAUCUUCUCACUGAGCUCCAUUGGGAAGUCUGUGACAGAAAGUCUGGGUGGGGUUAGAAGAGGAAGGCUUGCAAAGGCAUCAUACAAAAGAAGCUAUAUUUAGAUAUAGACUCAAUCAAAAAAUGUAUAAUCAAAUGCAUGCAAGUUUUCAUGGGGUAUGUCUACUAGACAGUAUUUUUAUCUUUAUUACGACGGUGGAGCAUCUCUUUAAAGUCAGUUAAGUUGCUAUCGGGGUAGGAGUGUCCUUAGCCUUCUUAUCUUUAGGAGUUUACCUGGCCCCCUCGGCACUAGUGGAUGGGGGCUGGGAGGAACACUAGGUCUGGCGGGAAUUCAGAUAAAAUUUAGGCUCAUCCAAAGCCCGCUCUGCAAAAUUCGGACUUUGUGAAAUAGUGUAAUGUGGAUUUUUUAUUUGAAAUGGCCUCAUACAGUACCGGAUGGUUUUGCAUUAUUUGGUAUUGGGCUAUUCAGACCUUGUCUAUCUGCAUUUCCACAGACUAUGCAGACAUUUUAAUGGUAAAUGUUCUAGCACUUUCUUUUCUCCAUAAUAGAAAGGAACCAUCUCCUUUGAGUGAGGGCGAGCAGAAACUUGCAGAGGAAGCAAAGCAGAGAACUCUAAAUGUCUUGUUUGAUGUUCUGAAGAAAAAAGACCAUCUCUUGGUGGAGAAACCAGAAGACUUCAGUGACUAUUCCUCGAAUACGUUCAUUGCAUUAAUUACUCCAAGUCUGGUAAAAGAUCUAAUUAGUGAACUCCAGAAAGUGACCUUCAUGAGAGGCAGGGAUGAUGCUCAUAAAAAUUGGAUUGCUUACGUUUAUUACCCGUCCGAUGAAAGAAUCAUAUAUCUUUGUCCACAUUUUUGGACAAUGAGUGCAUUUUUCGGAAUCGAUUCUCACCCAGAAACGAUAAUCCAUGAAGUCUGCCACAUUCUGGGGUAUGGACAUACUCUGGGUGAGACCAUGGCUAAUAGAAUGGAAAACAAUUUUCAACAACGACAAUUACUGCCCCUUACAACUUACUGUAUUGAGUCAGCGUUUGCCCGCUACAUGAAUCAUAGAGUAAAGUAUAUGAAUGGCUCCUACAGCUGCUGUGAUGAGAAAGCCAUGGACUCUGUGUGUAUAAACUCUAAGAUGAGUUCUCAUCUAAGGUAACUAAAGGUUAAUGUGUUGCCUUGUUCAGUGUAUGACCAUGCUCUGUAGUCAUUGUUCCUGUCACUAGUUAAAUAAUUUUUAAAAGGAUGAAAUAGAUUCUCAGCAAAGUAGAAUAUUGCAGUUACUAUGGACAUUAUUAUCAAUAGGGUGAUAAAAAAAAAAAGCUAAGAAGUAUUUUUCCCUUUUUGGGGAAAAAUUAUAUAUGUCAGAGUUAUUCACUAAAGUGAGAAUUCAAAGUUAAUACAAAGUGAAUUUAAAAUUUAAGGUCAAAUUAGCUGAGCUGAGAACAUUCUCUAAGUCAGCUACGUCACCAGUUUGACUACUUUGGCCGUAACUUUUAAAUUCACUUUAAAUUCCUCAUUUAGUGAAUAACCCUGUUUGUUUUCCAUGCAUUUUCGACUUGAGGUGCUUGGAGCGGGCUGUUUCUUUAAAGGUCAGCUCAAGACAUUGUGCUGCUUUGAUCCAAAGACAGCACUGAACUUCAAUACUAACCAAAACACCACCUUCUAAAACUUACACCCACUCAAUACACCUCUCCCCAUUCUUAUUACAACAAAAAAUGAAACAUUCUUUUGCUACAUCUCCCACAGUUCUUUUGUUCUUUCCACUGCCUCUCAGAUAUUUCCUAUCCUUCUGCGAUAUCUGCUCUCUUUAUAUACAAUGUCCCUAAAUUUCCCUCUGACCCACAGUAUUGGUAUAGCAUAUAACCCUUCUUAUAUCCCCUGUAAAGUUCCUCCAAUUCAAAACCCCCACUGCCUCUCUAAAUGUAUUUACCACUUUAUUUAAUCAUUGAAUUAUUAAUCUCUCCUCAGUCACAUCUUCCAAUUCAUAAAAGCCAUUCAUAUAAACCUAAUUCAUCCCAACAAACCACCUUCCAUCACAGUAUAUUUUCACAGCUACAUUUUAUACCCAGUACAUCUUCCUAAAUCCUACCCCAUGUACAUCUAUCCCAGUGGCAUCUGCCCCCAAAACAUCUUCUCUCAUCCACAACCACCUCCUGUCCGUUAUGUGUCCAACCACAACUACAUGCUUCUUCAUCUCUCCACACCACCCAAUGCAUAUUAUUAGCCACAGUUCUCCCCUCUACAUCUCCCACAUCACCCAAGACAUUUCCACGCAUAUUCCCAGUAGAUCUUCCUACAAAGUGUUUUGUUCUUAGAAAUGGUAAUAAGUACCAGAUGUAGGGCAAUCACCAUGGAAAACAAUGGAACUAGCAUUGGUGAAUCCACCACUUUGGCAUCUUUGCACCACUUUUCAGAACAUGACAAUUUGAUAAGUCUCCCCCAAUUUGGCACAAGGCAGGGUGCCGCUCCCAUCAAGAGCUGGUAUUUACUCUGCAGGACCUCUCGUUGGCUGGAGACUCGAAAACGAAGGUUCUUUGGUUCCCCUUAUAGUCACUGUGAACACAGAGACCCUGCUACAAGCUGGUGAAGCAGGUGGAAAGGGAAAAGGUAUGUCUCACAAAACAUGCAGAGAGGAACCAUGGACAGUGGCAAGCAGGACCCAUAGUGCCUGCGUAGGGACCAGGGAACCCCACCAACACUGACACUACUUUGUAUUCCUUGCAGGAGAAGAAAGAGAAAGGGCAAGCGAAGAAUCAACAGGAAUCAGAGAGGGUGGGGUUGUUGCACUAAUGCCCUGACAGCAAAGGGGUAAGUCCCUUCCUAGACCUCACUAUUGUAUUUCGUAACAAUAGUUACAAACAUUAUUUACAUCAAUCCAUUGACAUUCUGCCAGACAGCCAAACCCAAAUCCUUCUCUAACCGGCCCAGGGUUCGCUUUACGAUCUAGAGUGAAUUUGCCAAAUUGUACAGAUUUGCCACCACUACUGCCACCAGUAGAAAUACAGCAGAUUAAACAAUAAAUAUAGCAUCAACAACUAAAGGCAGAGAAUAUAUACGCAUGCAAACAAUAACUCUUGCAUAAAACAAGUCCCAAUGUAUGAAUUGAUUUAAGGUAGGAUGGGAUAUUUAUAUAAUUUGUUAUUAUUUCAGCGCAUCCAUUUAAUAAUAUUAAUUAUUUUUGACUGUUUGAGGCAUGGGCCUCAUGCACUGACAUUUAGAAAGUGAAAGACAUAUUGGGGCAACACAUAAGUAUAGAGACUGGAGAAAAAUUUUAAACAAGUAUAUUUGGAAUCCCUUACAUUGGAACGGAAAACCCCAAAGUGUGCCUCCAGCACUGAUCUGCAGGUCACCCAGGUUUCUGCCUUCUGAAUCUCAGUUUCAGAGAGCGUGGAGUGCUGCUUGACUUAUUCAGCAGCUCCCCAUUGAUAAAAAAAAGAAACAUACCUUAAUACUUUGGGAUAAACUUUUAGAAUAUUGAAAAAAAUCAUACAGAAAAAUGUCAAUAAAUAAAAAACAUUAAAAUAUAUAUUUGUUGAAAUAUUUAAUGAUUUGAAAAGUUUAUCCAAAAAUAUUAAACCGUGCAGGUCACAGAGACACACGGGUUAAACCUUCACCCAUGUAUCUCUGUGACCUGCUUUUCGGUUAGUAGUAUUGCUAAAUGUUACCUCACUGCUUACAAUCUGCACUCCAAUAAAAAAAAGGAAUUUCUUCAUGUAGACUGUUCAGAAACUCAACACAACAAACUUUACUGAUAGACUUUAACAUUACUUGCUUGCUAAGCAUUAUAGGAGAUGUCAUCCAGUGUACCUGGAACAGCAAAGUCUACCUACAAUCAGUCUAUCUUAAUAAAGAAUUUUAUAUUCUUCUAAUACUUUCUAGAACAGGUAUGGCCAAAAGGAAGACCUCCAGCUAACUACGAUUCCCACCAGGAUUUUAACAAGGAAUUCUAGAUUCUGGAGAUAUAUUCAAUAAGCAGAGAGUGCAUUCCCAACCUGUGUGCCAAAUUCAGGCUAAAAUAUCUCUAAAUCCUCAGAUCUCAACUGUUUAGUGAAUUAAACCCCAUGCACUAAAUCUCAGAACAUUUAAAUCAGGAACAUUUAAAUUAGGAUUUAUGUACUGACAAAAGUAACAAAUAAUGAAAAUUUAAAUAUUGACAUUAACAGAAUUAAUAGAAAAGGCAAUGAGCAUUGAGCGACUUUUCGUAGAUAAAUAGUUGAAAUUCCUAAAGAACUUCCCUACAGUCUGUCAUGUUUUUCACAGUACUCUCUGUUCUCAAUAAUAGAAUAAAAUUAUCUUCUUUGAGUGAAGAUGAGAUGAAACUAGCUGAGGAGGCAAAACAGAGAACCCUGGACAUUCUGACUGAUGCUCUGAAAAAAAAGGACUGUGUCUUGGUGGAGAAACCAGAAGACUUCACUGGCCAUUCCUCCGAUGAGCUUGUUCCAUUAAUUAGUCCGAGUCUGGUAGAAGAUCUCAUUAGUGAACUCCAGAAAGUGAAGUUCAGAGGAAGCAGUGGUAAUGUUCAUAAAGACUGGAACGCUUAUAUUUGUAAAAGAUCAAAUGAAAAAAUAAUUUAUCUCUGUCCACCUUUUUGGAAGAAAAGCACAUUUUUAGAGAUUGAUUCUCACCCAUCAACGAUAAUCCAUGAAGUCUCCCACUUCUUGGGUUACAUGCACACUGUUCAUGAGACGAUGUAUAGCCGAAUGGAAAACCAAUCCAAUCAACAAAAAUUACUUCCCCUUACAAAUUUCUGUAUUACAUCCGCGUUUGCCCGCUACAUGAAUCACAACGAAACUUACAAGAACGGCACCUACAGCUGCUGUGGAGAGAAAUCCAGAGACUCCGUGUGCGAACAAUCUACAAUGAGUUCUCAUCUAAGGUAA